Molecule: messenger RNA, 2517 nt
Organism: Closterium sp. Naga37s-1
Lineage: Eukaryota; Viridiplantae; Streptophyta; Zygnematophyceae; Desmidiales; Closteriaceae
Source: the annotation of a GenBank genome assembly
AUGUCUCUGCAAGGUCUGCGGGUUUGGCGUCCCAUACUCUCUGCUCUUCUUCCCCGUGGGUCCUUUCCCCCGUCCUUCCUCUUCUGUCUCUUUCUCCACCUACCAAGGCCCCCGCCCUUCACAUCACCGCCCCUCACACCGCCCGGCUUCCAUGCUGUGGGUGGGGCAGGAGUCUGGCCAUGGCACGUGCGCUCUGCCUCUUGCACCGCCACCACUUCGGCCCUCCCAUCGGUGCACGCGGUGAGCCCUCCAUGUCCUCCUGUCUGCACCGCUGGCCUCUGUCCCAGUGCAGGCCGGCCAGGCGUGUGUGCUGGCACGACACGGCUCCACUCCACCCGAAACGUUAAGGUGGGGGCAAGAUGUGCCACGGCACGGAGCAUGCGGUGCCGGAGAGAUUCGCCUGACUGUGUUGGCGCUUUUCCCGAGCCUCACGAGCUCGCGCGCUUGGAGAUACCAUACCUAACCAGCAGGUGCGGGCUGGGGUACCGAGGCCCACGGAUUGCCAAGCUGGCAGCUGACGUGGCAUCUGGUACCAUUGACCUGGAAGCACUCCAGAGGGACUGCCUGCUGGAGAAUCCGCCAAGCGGCUGUGACAUGGCAGCAGUAGGUGCGGAGAGGGAGAUGGCAGGGCAGGCGGGUGUGGGAGGCGGGGAGGGCGGCGAGCAGGCAGACAAAGGAGUGGAGAUGAGAGGGGCAGACGAUGUGGGAGUGGAUGCGAGGAGAGGGGCUGGCAGGAGGAAGAGGAGGAGGAAAUUGGAGGACGAUGGGCGUGAGUUGAACGGAGUGGAGGCAGCAGAGGAGGCGCAGACGCUUGUGGCACGUGAGGACAGCAGCGCUGCAGCUCGCAAGGGGGGGCCCUGCCAUGGCACUGCGCCAUUGACUCACACCGCCAUCAAGGGCAGGAGGCAAGCAGACAGGCGGGGGAGGGCGGGGAGUGCGACGGACAAGGAAGAGGAGGUGGGGUGGGAGGAGGCGGUGAGGCAGAGGGUGCAGCGCUUGCCGGGGUUAGGGCCAUUCUCAUCGGCCAACGUGCUGCAGUGCAUGGGCGUCUUCUGCUUCGUGCCCGCUGACUCCGAAACCAUCCGCCACCUCAAGGCGAGGGGGCAUGCGGGGUGCACGGCUGGCACGGUGGAUGCACUGGCAGCACGAGCGUACGCCGCCCACGCGCCCUUCCAGUUCCUCGCCUACUGGCAGAGCGCAUGUGUGACACGUGGCUCCACCCUGCCGGGUGCGAACCCACUGCUUACUCUCAAGCGCCUCACACUCCCUCACUUUCACUUGCCCCUGCUCACACCACUCCCUGCAUGUCCCUGCCGUGCUCUGCUCAUGUCGCCGUGCUCCACUCGCUCUGCUGUGCGCUGCUCCGCUGCUGUCGCGGUGGGGGGGCGGCAUGGCAGGUGGGACAUAUGGGGCGAGUACGAGCGGGUGUUUGGCCCCAUGGCGCACCUGCCCUCAUCGCGCUACCCUGCCAUCACGGGCCACAGCAUGCGCGCGGCUGGGGGCGCUGGGGGGGUGGGCAGGGGAGCUGGGGGUAAGGUGAGUGAUGGUGGGGGCAGUGAUGCGGUGGAGGGCAAGGCGGGUGGUGGUGGCGGCGGUGGUGGUGUGAUGGUGAGCGCUCAGCGCCGCCGCACUGGCAGGCGGCGCUCACAGGGUGAGUCUAGCAGCCCGGCCACACGCUCCCCUGGUGAUGCAGAGGGGGGUGGCGGGGUAGAUGAGGGGGGUGCAGGGAGAGGCGGAAGAGGUGGUGAGUCAUGUGGAGAUACGGCAUCAGCUGGAGUGGUGAGUGCUGCGGGAGAGGUAGCAGCAGUCGUGGAUGCGGCUGCUGCUGCCGUGGAAGACACUGCUGAUGGCAGGGUGUGUGUGCAGUGCAGUGCAGCAGGCAUGGGCGUGCGGCGCAGCAGGCGGGUCAUGGCACAACGCAGUCAGCGCGGCAGUGCGAGUGGCACGGCCGCCUGUAGUGCCUGCUCAGCGCGGAGCCGUGGUGUGGAGCAGCAAGGGGCGGAGCGGAAGAGCCGGGAGCGUGGCAGUGGCAAGGGGAGGAGGCGAGGGCACAGCGGUGGGGGUGAGAGGGGUGGGGACACGGGUGUGGGUCGAAUUCAAGGGCCGGUUGGCGGGGGGAGGAGAGGCAGUGCUGCAGUGGGGAGGGGGCGAAGAAGGGGGAGGAGUGAGUUAGAGAGGGAUGAGGUGGGAGGGAGUGAAGGGGGCGAGGAGAGCGGAGGCGAGGCGGGGAUGGAGAUGGUGCCGAGAAAGAUUGGCCUAGGGCAGCAAGGGGGUGGGCAGCAGGAGGGCGAGGAGCAGGGGGGCAGGCAGGUAUGGGUGCAAGGGGAGCUGCAAGCAGGAAGCUUCCACACAGGAGGCGAGGUGGGAGUGGCAGCUGCGUGGGUGAUGGAUGAUGUGCAGACGAGCAAUGAGGGGGGCGUGGCAGGUGGGCAGGAGGAGAUGGAGAGUGGGAAGGGCAGGCCAAGCCAAGAGGGGGUGGUGGCAAGGCACCGCCCAAACAGGCGCCUGCUGCUGUAG